UGAGUCGGGUUUGUAUAUAUUAGCCUGUAUCUUGUAUAUUUGGAAUAUCCUAUCUUUUAGGAAUAUAUCCUUUUAGGAGUUUAGGUUUCCUUGUAUUAUACGUAUAUAUACUUGUGUGAUCAUCAAUACAAGGUUAAGCCGUUUUCUCCAAUAUUUCUCUGAGUUUAACAUGGUAUCACAGCCUCUCUAAACUAGAGAUUAUUUUCGAUCCUGUUCUUGAAUUUCGUUUCUCUUUGUUUCUUCCGCACAAACGAGAUUACAGCUUCACAAAAUUUUUUUUUCUUUCCGGUUUUGUUUACACGCAAUCUUGCGUCGGGUUUGGUUUUGUUUCCACGCAAUCUUGCGUCGGGUUUGGUUUUUUUUUGCCGGCGAUCCUUGUCGUUCCACGGUGGUUCCGGUGUCGUGCUGCUGCUCCGUGCCCCUGGUCUUUGUUUGUUUGCCGUCUCGUUGGUGUUGUGGAGCGUGAGUUGGUGUGCCCUAGCCUUCUUUCGCUUGUUGUUUUUUUUUUCCUGCCAUAUUUUCUUUGAGGUGUGAUGGGUGACGCAACUCCAUCCAAGGGGGACGCUACUCCCUCCAAGUAUGAGCCUUUCACAGAUUAUUAUCUUCAUCCUAGUGAGGGUUCCCAGUUAGUUAUUUGCCCCGUCUUGCUUACCGUGGACAAUUAUGAAGAGUGGUCCCGAUCCAUUCGCAAUAACCUGCGCUCCAAGAGCAAGCUCGGCUUCGUGGACGGUACUAUCUCUAAGCCUGCUGCCACAUCUCCGGAUUAUCGUCAGUGGGGUAUUGUUAACUUCUACUCUUGUUGCUUGGAUUUUUAAUACAAUUGAUUCUAGUAUUCGUUCCACUAUCAUUAUUCCUGAUGAUGCAAAAAUAUUGUGGGAUGACUUGCGGGAUCGUUAUUCUCUUGGUAACGGUCCCCGCAUUCUUGAGAUUAAGAAUGCUAUUGCUGAUUGUAAACAACGCGGUCGUUCUGUUGCAAUUUAUUAUGGUGAAUUAAAUAAACUGCAAAAUCUGUUGUCUAGUUACUUGAAAUUGCCUGCUUGUACUUGCUCCGCUGCUGCUGAAUAUGCUAGAAUGCAUGAAACUGCGAUGUUGCAUCAGUUUUGUAUUGGUUUGGAUUCCCAGAAGUUUGGGUCUGUUGUGUCUACGUUGUUGAUGAGUGAUCCUUUGCCUACUAUGAAUGCUGCUUAUGCUAAAAUUAUUGCUGAUGAGCGUAAGCAGUCUGUGUCUGCGGCUCAGGAGGCCACUUCUGCUACUUCUGUUGGUUUCAGUGCUACUGGUUCUGCUUCUGGUCGGUCUUCGGAUCGCCUGGAAUGUAGUCACUGUAAACGGGUUGGUCAUGAUAAAGACCAUUGUUAUUCGCUUCAUGGUUUUCCUGAUGGGGGUCGUGGUGGCCGUAGUGGCCGUGGUGGUCGAGGCGGUCGUGGCGGCCGGUCGACUGGUAAAGGCAGGGGUGAUUUUGCUGGUUCAGUUGGUAGUACUGCUCGUGGCGCCAAUGAGCAAGUUUCUGAUUCUGAUCGUGGGAGUGUUCCUACGCUUUCUGAUACUCAAUGGAAGGAGCUACUGGCUGCCUUAAAGGGUUCCAAGUCUGGUUCUGCUUCGGAUAACACUAAACUUGGACCGCAAUUUGAGGAACCUGAUUGGAGCGGGGAGCAGUGUGAUGGGGUCUAUAUUUUUCGUCCUGUUCGUGCUCGGAAUCUGCAGGCGCAUAGAGUAGUUGUUUCAGAUGCUAGUUUGUUGUGGCAUCGGCGGCUCGGGCAUCCGUCAAUGCAAGUUGUUUGUUCUCUUCCGGGUGUUACUAGUAGUCAUCAUAGUACUUCUGGUUCAAGUUGUUUGUUUGAUUGUGACAUUUGUUUUAUGGGGAAGCAACCCCGAAACUCUUUUCCAUUAAGUUCCAAUAAAGCAUCUGAUAUUUUUGACUUAAUACAUUGUGAUAUUUGGGGUCCGAAUAAAAUUGCGUCUAGUUGUGAUGCACGUUAUUUUUUAACCAUUGUUGAUGAUUUUUCUCGUGCUACCUGGGUUUUCUUGAUGGUUGGUAAAUAUGACACUGCUCCAUUGAUUCGUGAGUUUUGUGCUAUGGUUGAGACGCAAUUUCACCGCACAGUUAAAGUGGUGCGCAGUGAUAAUGGACAAGAGUUUCUCGGUUUGGGCUCAUUUUUUGCUGCUAAGGGUGUUUUACAUCAGACGUCGUGUGUUGACACGGCACAACAAAAUGGCAGGGUGGAGCGUAAACAUCGUCAUAUUUUGAAUGUGGCUCGCGCCCUACGGUUUCAAGCCAAGCUUCCUAAGUAUUUUUGGGGUGAGUGUGUUCUUUCUGCUGUUUAUUUGAUUAAUAAAACCCCUACACCUCUUCUUCAUGGCAAAACUCCGUAUGAGUGUUUAUUUGGUCAAGCUCCAUCGUAUGCUAAUAUCCGUAUCUUUGGAUGUCUCUGUUAUGCUGCAAAUCGUCCUCGUGUAAAGGACAAAUUUGAUUCCCGUUCUCGAAAGUGUAUCUUUGUUGGUUAUCCCAAUGGAAAAAAAGGGUGGCGUUUAUUUGACUUGGAGACGAAUGAAUUUUUUGUAAGUAGGGAUGUUCAAUUUUUCGAAGACAAAUUCCCAUAUCUUAACUCGCUUCCGGAUGAGAAACGAGCUCUUUGGGAAGCUUAUUUUGCUUCUCCACCGGUUUGGGAGGAUGCUAAUGAUGAUGAUACGCCACCCACCGCC
This is a messenger RNA of Beta vulgaris subsp. vulgaris (sugar beet), 2700 nucleotides long. RefSeq lists its product as uncharacterized. The record is from RefSeq and is a predicted model, not a curated record. The annotation marks the transcript as partial. The transcript has 2 exons. NCBI's taxonomy places the organism in Eukaryota, Viridiplantae, Streptophyta, Magnoliopsida, Caryophyllales, Amaranthaceae. Gene Ontology annotation, molecular function: nucleic acid binding. Gene Ontology annotation, biological process: DNA integration.